AUGUCGCUUGGAAGGGUAUCCAGUCCGAGUGGUGCCAGUGAAGCAAGUCAAUCUUCAUCUUAUUCGACCAAUCAGCGGGAAGGGCAUAAGAAGACAAUAUAUGGUGUCGCAUUUAGUCCGUAUCUUAUUGCUAGUCCACAUUUUGCGACUGUUGGAGAAAAUCGAGUAUCGAUAUAUGCAAUCACGAAAGAUGGAAACGGUGUAAAGCUGUUGAGAAGUUUUCAUGAUUCAGCGAAAACGGAAUGGUUUUUUUCCGUAUGUUGGGCAUAUGAUACUGAGAAUGACGUACAUGUCGUAAUCGCCGGUGGAAAUCGAGGAAUUAUACGAGUGAUAGAUGUCGUGACGGGUGAUCUCGUUAAUAGUUUAAUAGGACACGGAGAUGCUGUCAAUGACGUUCGUGUUUUUCCAAACGAUUCCAUGAUUAUUGCUUCAGCCAGCAAAGAUUUCACAGCUAGGAUAUGGAACAUUCAUAACAGUGCUUGUCUAGCUAUUCUAGGAGGAGUCGAAGGCCAUUUGGAUCAAGUUAUAUCAGUAGAUUUUGAUGCUGAGAGUGAAUAUUUGGCAUCUGCAAGCAUGGAUCAUACCAUCAAGUUGUGGUAUGUAGGAAAGGGGAGUGGUGUUGAUCGUCUAGUUGAGCAGUCCAAAGCUGAUCUCAGACUGGUUGAUUUCCCAGCCGAAAUACAUUAUCCUCGUUGUAGCACCCGCGAUAUACAUACCAAUUAUGUUGAUUGUGUUCGUAUUUUUCACAGGCUUAUAUUUUCCAAGUCAACCGAAAACGAAAUCGCUUUAUGGAAAUUUGGUGACUUUGACGACCUGGUCGCUGGACAAGGUAAUAAGGUAAAGACUGAGACAUGCGUUAUUCAUUUUCGUCAAAUGGAAUUACCCGAAACUAAUAUGUGGUACAUUAAAUUCGAAAUUGAUCCAUUGGAAAAGUACCUUGUCUGCGGUAAUCAAAAAGGUGAAAUUCAUGUAUGGGAAAUUAACAAUGGUUCAUUGCCAUCCAUAAAAAGCAAUCACGUAUUGCAUCUUAAAGAUGUCGGGUGUGCUAUAAGGCAGAUUGCAUUUAGCCCAUGCGGUCAGCAUAUGAUUGCCGUGGCUGACGAUGCAAGUAUAUCCAGGUUUGCUAGACGAAUGUGA
Acanthocheilonema viteae is the source of this 1137-nucleotide messenger RNA. The record is from the annotation of a GenBank genome assembly. Lineage: Eukaryota; Metazoa; Nematoda; Chromadorea; Rhabditida; Onchocercidae.